GAGACAGUCAGCAGCAUCAUGUUGGUUGGUAGUGUCUUGAAAACAGAUGUUUCUUUGUGUUUUGGUCUGUACUGAAUGUGGUGUCUUCAAGUCUUCAAAUCACUCCACCAGUGUCUUGAGGAGAAUUGAGUUCAUCUUUGAGGCACAGCUCAAGCUUAGCUUCUUGUGUGAACACACACCUGCAUAGAUAGAUCAUCAAGCACGGCAUGGCCUGAUGCAACCUAGUUGAAAACACCUGUGGUGCAGAUCUGCUUACUUCCUCUUGUUUUGAGGGAAACCAGUUACCUGCUUUUGCUUAGCACCUAUGCACAGAGCUUGGGUGCUGUACAGUGUAGCCCACUGGAUGGUACUGAUAGUUAUCCUAAACUCGGAAACCUACCCCUGAUUCUAUUUCAAGGAGCAGUGGCUGGUGUGCUUGGCACCUAAUUUUUUUCUUUCUGUUGACUCAUGUAGUGUUGUGACUGGAGGCACUAUCGAGUUCAUCUUGAUCUUGAGUUCUGGCCCGGAACAUGUGGUUUCUUGAUCUGCGAUGCAAUCUUUGAACUGAUUACUUCUUCUGCACUUCAGCGCGGUGAUACUACUGUUGUUUGGAUGCCUAGGAGCGUCUGUAGCCACUCACACUAUCAGUACUAGUAGCAGUGUGUGAUAAUGGAGAAUAGCACCGAUUCGACCAGGUGCAGUCCCGGUCUGGGGCUGUUGAAACGGCUGCACUUUCGUAACCGCAGGCCCUCUACGUUGGCAUUUGAGGUCGAUUUUCCCGAUGAGAAGCGGCGGCGAAGAGCCCGUCAAGCACGCAGCUCUAGUUUUGGAGGAGGCCAGAAGGAUGAGUCUGCCACAGCUGGCAAGACUUUCAACUUCUCCGUGUAUGUGAGCAUUGCUGGCAAAUCACAGCGUUGCAUUCUCCAGGUCAAUUUCUCCAGCCAUGUCAUCAGUACGGUGGAGCGAGGUGCUAUCAAGCGCCGAAUCAACUUCACGGAUGUCAUGCGAGUCGAAACUGACGACGGCAUGAAGGUGACCGUGUUCGUGGAGCGUGGAAAGGAGCUGGAGUUUGACGCCGACACUCUGGAAGAGAAAAACAAGAUUUCUCGUCUCAUCACCGGCAUUGCUGAAGGCAGCGGUUACGGUGAAGAGGACAGCAGCGCAGUCAGCGGUGGUUCAGGUGGUGAUGAAGGGAACUCGGAAAGCUCCGAGAGUAGUGUCCUCAUAGAAGGCGUCAUUGAGAAGAAAGGGCAUAGCGCGGCCUUCCUGACGUGGACAAAGCGACACUUGCGAGUGUCUCGUGGAGAGCUGACGUACUUCAAGCCUGAAGAUCUUCAGGAAGCACUGAAUAUCAUCUCACUGCGUCAUGGCAAGACGGAUAUCAAGAAGAUUGAAAACAAUAUGUUUGUUAUUGAUUGUAACAAGAGACUUUACACAUUUCGCAUACCCAACCCUUCCAACGCCAAGCCACCAGGAGCUAUUAGCAAGGAGCGAGACGGCUGGUUUGAUGCCAUCCGGAAUGAGCUGGAUGCUGGCAGCGGGCCCGUCGGCCAGCCAGACGAAGGUCCUGCAUUCAGCAAGACGUCCAGCUUCCGCGUCGCCGGUCAAUCGGCGCUGCGGCACAACACGACGGCAGCACGACAGACGCUGCGUCAGAGCUUGAAACAGCUCAGCCGCGUCCGUCCCACCGGCCAGUCGAUCAGCGGACCAGCUUCUCAGUUCCACUCGCCUCUGACCAAUGUCUCCGAAACCGGCCAGGCGCAGCCUAACUCCAGCGGCACCGCUCCAGAGUAUAUCAUAUCCCCGACGUCGGGCAAACAACGACCCCUGCCACCCUGGCAGCAGCAGCAACAGGCAAGAACAACGAGUCCACCGGGAACGUUUAACAAGACCAUAUCUGCACCUACUCUCAUCAGUCCACCAAAGUCCGAAAGCCCGGAAGGACCGGGAGCGAUUCCCGUAGCAGCGCGUCCCACCCGGGCCCCGCCAUCGGCUCCGCAUGCACCAAAGCAACCUCCGUCCGUAGCACCUUACAGUGCUUCUAAACCAACCGCUAGGCCACCACCUCCACCAACCUCAACAUCGCCUCCGCCGUCCGUGGAGCAGAAGUCGACUGCACCCUCGUCCGUAGUGUUGAACACGGACACCACGCCUGGACAGCGGUCGGGCACGCUGUCGUUCGCGUCUCGGAAAGCACGGCCUCAGGCUGCCGAAGUCGUUGCUUCGGGUGGCCAUGGCGCCGAUUUCUCUAAGCCGCAGUCGAGUCCCGUCCAUGCCACCUCUGGCUCGUCCACAUCUGGUGUAAGCGUGUCCCAAGCCCGUGCGCCGUAUCAACCUGCGCAGAAUACGCAAACCGUCAAUGCCAACACGGCUCCGUCCACGACCAUAGUGAACAGCAUGCCGGCAGCAUCUGUAAACGGACAUCCUGGCACCAUGCAACAGCCGCUUCCGAAUCUUAAUGUACAGAAUGCCGACAUGUCAGCAUUUAUGGCAGCCAUGCAAGAGGAGAUGUUGCAGUUAGUGCGUGAAGUUCAGUCUGGCCAAGGAGGGGACGAAUCAUCGCGGGCUGCUAUUGUCGGGCUGGCAUCUAAGCUGGAUGCGUUGUCAGGUUCUGUCAGCUCCAACAACAGUGCUCCUACGGCUGUCGAACAGGAGAGAAAGCGAAAUGAAGAGGCCGAACGCCAGCGCUGGGAGCAGCAGCAGAAGAAACUGGAGGAGGACAUGCGCAAGCAGCGGGAUGCGGUAGAGCGGCAGCAGAAGGAGCUGGAAGCCAAGGAGAAGCGCAUGGCCAAGAUGCAGGAUCGCCUCAAAGAGCAGCAAGUGCGCCUCCAGCAGGAGCAGGACAGUGCUAGGCAGAAGGUCGCCGCUGCUCAAGCUGCCGCAGCAGCAGCCGCCGCCGCAGCCACAGAGGCAGCUGCAGCUGCGGCAGCCGAGACGGCAGCCGCCAGAGCGAGGACGGGCUCGACGAACAAGCGCCGCAGUGUACGCAUACGCGGCAGCAACAAGCUGGAUCUGCGGCGACAAGAGAGUAACGAUUCCACCCUGUCCAGCGAGACACCGCCGGCGGUUGCAAGCAACAGAGAGCGUUCGCCGGACCAGCACCUGUCCGCUCAGGCCAGCCGAACAUCAACACCAAAACCCGUGUCGCCGCUGGCAGUGAGGCGACCUGCCCCAUCGCCCCAACCAGCCGUGUCAAGUGAAGCCGGCGAAAGCAAAUCGAAGGCAGACGAUGCAAGUCUAGAGACACGUGAGCAGCCUAAUGUCGCAGUGGAACCAGCCCAAGAGCCAGAGGUGUCUAUCCCUGCCACUGCCGGCACUACUUCUGCACCGGAGACUUCCGCUACAGAAUCCUAUCGUGAAGCUCCCGCCACUUCUCCGACUCCUGCUCCUGCAGCUGCUGCUCCGGCUAAUGUAACAUCCACUGAGCAGGCCGCUGUUGGUGAAACACUGCUAGGUGCGGAGAAAAGUAGUUUAGAAACCCGGUCGACUCCCGGAUCAUCACCAGCCCCAGCCAGCCCAAUCCACUCUCCCGAUCUGGUGGUUGAAGUCACUGCGGCUGACCCCACCAGUGCUGGACCAGUUAGAACCAGUGAGACCAUUGCUGAGGAGCCCACUGAAACUCCUGCUGCUGCUGCUGCUGCUGCUGCCCCAGCAGAAGAAACGCCAGACCCCGUGCUAGAGGUUGAACCAGCAGGUGACCAAGCCAGUGAAACACCCACUGAAGUCAAACCAAGUUCGGAGGAACAAGUGGAAGAGGAAUUCUUCCAAGAGGAUUCCCCAGUGAUAUCCAGUGAGGAUCAGACCAAGACAACACAGUCAGUUAGUGUGACACCAGAGCCGAGUGCUGAUGCUGCAGCUGUGGCGACUGCUCAAGCCGAGACACCAGCAGCGCGUACAUCGCCGGUGGACGAGGACAGCUUGGCCAGCGGAGAGGACGAGAGUGGCGAUGAAGAAGACGAGGAGACUAGUGCAGCAGCCACCUCCGCUCAGCAGCUGACGGACUUGGCAAAGGAGCUAGAGGACGUGUUGGCAGCAGUUGACGUGGAAAUGCGUCCAAUCCGACCGCUGUCUUCAACACCAGAAGAGCUAGCUUUGGAGGAGGCAGCAGAGGCAGAAGAAAUCAAGAGGUCUGAAGAAACUGAGAAAGGUAGUGACAGCACAACAGGAGAGAUACAACCAGCAGCGGAUGCAGCAGCAGAAGGGCAAGUUGAAGCGAAUGCUGGUGAAGAAAGUGUACCGCCAGAAUCGUUUGACCAACAGCCAGCCGAGACUGGUGAAAGCCCACAACCAUCAGAUAGCCUUGGCGAUAUGCAGGAAGAGUUCGCUCUUGGCAUUGAGGAUGGCUCCCUGGACGAACGCAGCGCAGAUAGCGCACUGGGCAGCAGCAUUGUAGAAGGAGAUGAUCGCCAGACGCCGGAGGACAAUGCAGAGGAGUUUGACAUGGAGCCGUCAUCCUCAGGACCUGGCACAUUUCUGGAGCUGGCCGCCCAGAUGGGAAUGCUGCAGGGCGAGGCCAGCAGAGUGCCACCUGCACCACCGAUGCCAGGAAUGCCCGGCAUACCUCCACCUCCACCACUCCCUGGCAUGCCGGGUAUUCCCCCUCCACCUCCCAUGCCUGGAAUGCCAGGUGUACCUCCUCCACCGCCCAUGCCCGGGAUGGGUGGCAUUCCCCCUCCUCCGGGAAUGGGCGGCCUCGGAAUGGCAAUGGGAUCAGCUGUUCCCCCGGGAAUGCCUCCGCGCAAGAAGGUCUCAACGAAGGCGAAGCUUCGGCAGUUCCACUGGAGCAAGAUGGCCAACAUUGAUAUUGUCACGUCAGUGUGGCGCGAUGCUGAAGAUCUGGUCGAUAAGAUUGAUGGGCCAUUCCUUGAAGAACACUUCAACAUGGACGUAGAGAAGAAAGUUGCUGUUGAGAAGAAGGACAGUAAGAAACUGCUAAUGGAGAGUGGCAAAGCCCGCAAUGUCGGUAUUUUCAUGUCUGGCUGCAAGCUCUCCGUUCAGGACAUUACACGGCGACUCCUGGAAACCGACGAUGGCUCUUGUCUUACUGUCGACCACAUUAUGUGUUUGAAGAGAUUUCAACCGAGUGCUGAUGACCGUGAGGUGUAUAAGGAUUUCAAGGGUACUGUCAGCAGUCUUCAAGAUGUGGAUCAGUUCAUGUAUCAGCUGUGCAAAGUGCCCAAGCUUGCACAGUACAUUGACAUGCAGCUGCUAGUGCAGGAGUUCCCCAUGCAGUUGGAGGAGAUGUCCGCGGUCAUAGAAAGAGGUCUGACGGCAUGCAAGGAAGUGUUCACACCGGCGUUCAAGCGCCUUCUCGAGUACAUCCUCGCUAUUGGCAAUUAUCUCAACUCUGGCACGGCGAGAGGCGAAUGCUACGGCUUCAAGCUUUCCUCUCUGCCUAAAUUCUGCUCACUCCGUGGCAAGGACCGCAACUACAAUGUUCUCCAUCUAGUGUAUGAGAAGGUCAUGCCUAAGGAGCCGGAGCUAAGGAAGUUGCCGACAACGAUGAAGACUAUCCGCGGUACAGCUGAAAUCUCGCUGCGCUCGCUGGCUGGUGAAAUUGAAGUCAUGGAGAAGGACUUGGACAAGAUUGUCCGGAAUGCGGAGAAGCUCGUGGAGAAAGAUCACUCUUCGGCGGAGAAGUCUUUCCACAGCAAAGUCAUGCGCUUUGUUGACAUUCAUCGGUCUAAGCUGACUAAAGUGCAGCUAAUGGGCGAAGAGAUGAACGGGAUGUUCUCUAAAGUUCUGACGUUUCUUGGUGAGCAACCAAGUGUGGACAGCGAUGAAGUGUUUGGAUACAUCAACGAAUUCCUGUCACAUCUCGAGCGCGUCAUCAUGGAAAAAGAGUCCGAAGAAGAGCAAGAGAAGAGAAAAGCUGAAAUGGCAGAGAAGGCGGAGAAGGCUGCUGAAAAGAGACGAGCAGAGCAAGCAAAGGCUGCAGCAGCUCGCCCUACCACGCCAUCGUCAUCUCUCGGUAUGGCUAUGGCGGGGCGACGAGGAGGCAACAAGCCCACGCGAAAGGGCUACUUGAUGAAGCUGAGCGGUGGCAAACACCGAGCAGCCAAGUUUGACAAGCGGUUCUUUGAGCUGGCCGAGGCUGGCAGCCUCUACUACUACAAGAAAGAAGGCGGCAAGGCGCUCGGGGCUAUCUACUUGCGUGGAGUUGUCGCAGAGCAUGACAAAGAAGACCCAUCCGUUAUCAGCUUCAUGGCUGAGGACCGUCAGUGGACGCUGAAAGCGGAGAGCCGAGACGAGGCGGAAGCAUGGCUUUACGACAUGGCAGCGUAUUGCUAGGCUGAGGACGAAGAAGACAGGUGUGUAUUGCACAGGCCGGGAUAGUGCUGGUACCGAACAAUUUUGUCACCUUGGAUUCCAUCUUGUGUCAGCUCUGUAUGCGUGGACGCAAAGUGACUUGUCCAAGGUGGCAUGCAUUUUUUUAACACAACUUUGCACACGCAUUUUUUAUUUACUCAUCCCUUUCACUUGAGAUGUUUUGACAUCACCCAAGCCAGUGCUGGCUACUGUUAGCAUGCUGUACGCCUAGUACUUGGUGGCAGAUAUGAUUGUAUCAUUAUUCUAUCUAGGCAUUUCUAAUUAUAUUAUUAUUGCCUCUUUUUACGGUAGGAACUUCUGAAGAAGUCCUUUUUACACAGGACUGAGGGUGUCCAGUGUGAUUUGUCAUACGAGAAGAGUGCACAUUGCAUCUGACCAGAGUUUGCAACUCCCUAGUAGGGAGCGUACAGUAAAGUCUCGCGUCCCAAGAACGUAAAGUUGUUUCCGAGGGGUUCUUAUUUUCAGCAAACUGGCUGCGUUCUUAGAAACAAUUUGUACUGGAUCGUAAUAAUCAUGUACCCCAAAAGUUGCAGGAAAACCAACACUGUUGUUCUGAACUUUAUUAAUAGGCUGUGUUGUUCUUAGCAUUUCAGGCUGGACAGACGUACAGGUAUUUCUGGACUUGCUUUCUUGAUGUAUUUUUUAUUAUCACUA
Molecule: messenger RNA, 6963 nt
Organism: Sycon ciliatum
Lineage: Eukaryota; Metazoa; Porifera; Calcarea; Leucosolenida; Sycettidae
Product: mucin-5AC-like
Exons: 27
Coding region: 649-6270 (1873 amino acids)
Biological process (GO): actin filament polymerization
Cellular component (GO): actin filament
Source: RefSeq, a predicted model, not a curated record